Dendrobium catenatum is the source of this 462-nucleotide messenger RNA. RefSeq lists its product as uncharacterized. The coding region runs from base 1 to 462 and encodes 153 amino acids. The record is from RefSeq and is a predicted model, not a curated record. The transcript has 3 exons. NCBI's taxonomy places the organism in Eukaryota, Viridiplantae, Streptophyta, Magnoliopsida, Asparagales, Orchidaceae.
AUGGCGUCCGCGAGGCGAGGUAUGAAGAAGCAAGCGAGAGAUGCGAACCGCCGGAAGUCAUCCCUAACCAUCGAUCUAAAUUCCCCUCCGUCGGUGCCUGCGGUUCGGCAUGCGGAGGGGACCUCAGCUAUGGCCGAGGCUGCCACAGCUGAGAUGACCGCGUUGCCAAUUGAUAUCGAGGCGAUCGAGGACGACGAUGUGCAGUUGCUGUCCUCCCCUAGGGCGUUUACUCAGGUAAGGGAUCAGUUGAGGGUACGCCCAGUGAUGGUGGUGCUGGAUGAAGACUCGGAAUUAAGCACUGGAACUUCAGUGAUCAAUGUAGACGAUCAUCUUUCUAGAGUACCUCUCAAUAACUUUAGAAGACGUCAAAGGCUUUCACCAAAUAGGGCUGUGAUUAAUUGUGAGGCUUAUGUGAAUGUUGAAGAUGAUCACGUAGCCAAGGUACUCCCAAAUUUAAAGUGA